Molecule: messenger RNA, 969 nt
Organism: Suillus bovinus
Lineage: Eukaryota; Fungi; Basidiomycota; Agaricomycetes; Boletales; Suillaceae
Product: dienelactone hydrolase
Exons: 9
Coding region: 113-862 (249 amino acids)
Molecular function (GO): hydrolase activity
Source: RefSeq, a predicted model, not a curated record
CGUGACUGAGCUGCAGCUGGCCCCGGCUCCACCGAUGGCAUAUGUCCACCUUUUCUAUGAGCUGUAUAUAAGAGAUCAAUGACUCUCAACCCUCUCCCAAUCACACGUAAAUAUGAGUCUCUGCAAAGACUGUAUUCAAGGCGUACGCCAUGAGGGUGAGCCUCAAGGAAAGCUCGAGACUAUCGACGGUGUCGCUUGCUACGUCGCUACCCCCACUGUUGACUAUCCCAAGGACAAAGUCAUCCUCUUCCUGCCAGAUGUCUUCGGUAUCGAGCUCAUUAAUGCCAAGCUCCUCGCUGAUGAUUUUGCAACCAACGGCUUCAAGGUCAUCGUGGUCGACUACUUCAACGGCGAUGCUAUUUCCGAUGAAGAUAUGAACUCUCCCUCGUUUGAUAUCAAGGCAUGGUUCGCUAAGCACGGUACCGAACAGACACGCCCACCCCUCGAUAAGGUUAUUGCCAAGCUCAAAGAGGAAGGCGUCACCAAGUUUGGCGCAACUGGCUACUGUUUCGGCGGUCGUUACACUUUUGACCUUGCAUUUGAAAACAUCAUCCAGUGCACCGUAGUUUCCCACCCCUCUUUCUUGAGGAUCCCCGACGACCUCGAGAGGUACUUUAACGACUCACAGGCGCCUCUCCUAAUCAACUCUUGCGAAAUUGAUCAGAUGUUCCCUAUCGCAGCUCAAGCAAAGGCUGAUGAAAUCCUUGGGAAUGGGAAGUUCACCCCAGGGUACAAGCGCGAGUAUUUCCCUGGUUGCACGCACGGGUUUGCUGUACGUGGGGAUAUGAAAGACCCGCUGGUUAAAGCUGGGAAGGAGGGCUCGUUUAAGGCUGCCGUGGGGUUCUUCCAGGAGCACCUGUGAGGAGUCUUGUUGUUGCAACGUUAUGGAGUCUCCGUAUGAACGUCGUAUGAUAUACCGCAGUUGUAGCCACGUCGUUAACUAUGCCAGCAAUAUCCACGCGUCAUACA